Messenger RNA from Cladophialophora carrionii CBS 160.54, 1089 nucleotides. RefSeq lists its product as uncharacterized. Gene Ontology annotation, molecular function: methyltransferase activity. NCBI's taxonomy places the organism in Eukaryota, Fungi, Ascomycota, Eurotiomycetes, Chaetothyriales, Herpotrichiellaceae. The coding region runs from base 1 to 1089 and encodes 362 amino acids. The transcript is spliced from 6 exons. The record is from RefSeq and is a predicted model, not a curated record.
AUGGCAUCAGGUGCUCCGCCCACGAAUCCUCAAGAACCCCAGUCAUCGACGCCACCUUUAAGGGAGGACACUGCCGGUGAGAACCCAGCCAUUCAGCUCCUACCCCCGAUAGAGCAGCCAGAGGAAGGAAUAGAGGUCGAUCCCAGGGACAUCGAUUCUGCCUAUGGCGACUCUGUGGCGAGCGAAUUGACGUCCCUCACGUCCAGCAUCACGCGGGGCAUCUGGGAGAACGGGCGACGGUAUCAUUCGUAUGGACGGUCACAAUAUGCAUUCCCCAACGACGAGGCCGAGGCCGAAAGGCUCGACAUGCAACACGCCAUGCAGUCUCAUCUUCUGGGCGACCGGCUAUUCUGGGCGCCCAUCAGCGAGACUCCUCAGAGGGUGCUGGAUCUGGGCACCGGCACCGGCAUCUGGGCAAUUGAUUUCGCGGACAUGUUCCCGUCGGCCGACGUUAUCGGGACCGACCUCAGCAGCAUCCAACCCACGUGGGUGCCGCCGAACUGCCGCUUCGAGAUCGACGACGCCGAGGCAGACUGGACGUGGCCAGAAGAGCACUUUGACUACAUCCACAACCGCAACUUUGUGUGCGCCAUUCGGGACUGGCCGGCCCUGAUCCAAAAGACUUACCGGCAUAUCGCUCCCGGCGGCUGGGUCGAGUGGCACGAGAAGCACCCGGAAUUUCUGAGUGACGAUAACUCCCUCCCGCCCGACUCGGCACUUGCUCAAUGGAGCAGGAAAUUCUUCGAGGCCAGCGUGAUUUUCGGCGCCGACGCCCGUUCCCCGCGCAACCUGAGGAGACUGAUGGAGGAGACGGGCUUCGUCGACGUCGAGGAACACGUGCUCAAACUGCCCGUGGGGUCAUGGCCCCGGGACCCGCGGUUGAAGAAAUGCGGCCUGUUCGAGAUGGUCAACAUGACCCAGGGGAUCCAAGCCCUCACCGUCAUGCUGUUCACGCGCUGCCUGGGCAUGACGCCCGAGCAGGUCGAGCUGUUCCUCAUGUCCGUGCGCAAGGACGUCAAGAACAAGAGCAUCCACAGCUAUUAUCACUUCUACGUCGUCUUUGGCCGGAAGCCUCCCUUACCCCGCUGA